CUCCCCUGAGCUCCUCAUCCCAAACACCACCACCACAGCCAUCUCUUCUUCCCCAACGCCGCCACCGCCGCCGCCGCAACCCCAAUCCAAAGCCCACAAACACAACACCGUCUCCGGCGAGGUCUGAGCGAGGUAGGUUUAGUUCUGAGCGACUUCUUGCGUCCUCCUGGUAAACAAACCCCUCUCGGUCUCAUCAGUCUUCACCAGUUUGUUCUUCUUCUUGUCCCCACAGCAGAGAUCCAGAGCCUUUUAGUUCCUGAUCUCUGAUCCUUUUUUUCCCUUUUUCUGUGGAAUAGUUUGCAGUAGUUAGCAAGGAGAGGUUCUUUUUCCACACCUCUUUGUGCUUCUUUGUCCAUUAAUAGGUAGAUCUGUGUAGAGCAACCAUACUAGUCCUGCCUGUUCUUUGAUUUUAGCUAAGAACAAGGCUAUUUAUUCUUUCUUUUUUCCCCAAAGAAAAAGUAAAAAAAAAAACAACCACCACCAAGUAGAUUCUUCUUUGAUGGCCGCUGCUAUAAAUCUUCCGGCGCCCGGCGAGGAUCUGAUACGAGCGAUGGAGUCCUUCAUGGAAGAGGAUGCUCCAUCCCCUCUGGCCAUGCCGCCGGCGACCACCACCUUCCCGCCGGCGCCGUUCCCCGUGGGGGCCCACGGGCUGAGCUACCCGGCCCACCCGCCGGCGACCCACCUCAGCCCGGCCCAGAUGCAGUUCAUCCAGGCCCAGCUCCACCUGCAGCGGAACCCGGGCCUCGGCCCGCGGGCGCAGCCCAUGAAGCCGCCGGUCCCCGCGCCGCCGGCGCCGCGGCCGCAGAAGCUGUACCGCGGCGUGCGGCAGCGCCACUGGGGCAAGUGGGUCGCCGAGAUCCGGCUCCCCCGCAACCGCACCCGGCUGUGGCUGGGCACCUUCGACACCGCCGAGGAGGCCGCGCUGGCCUACGACCAGGCGGCGUACCGCCUCCGCGGCGACGCGGCGCGGCUCAACUUCCCCGACAACGCUGCGUCGAGGGCGCCGCUGGACCCCGCCGUGGACGCCAAGCUGCAGGCCAUCUGCGCCACCAUCGCCGCCGCGUCGGCGUCGGGCAAGGGCGGCAGGGCCAAGAGCAGGGCCACGCCCAUCAACGCGCCCGUCGCGGAGGCGGAGGCGGGGUCCCAGAGCAACAGCUCCUCCGACGAGGCCUCGGGGUCCGGGUCGGACGACGAGAUGUCGUCCGCCCCGGCGGCCGCGGCGGCGCCGGCGGCGCAGCAGCCGCUGGCGGAGAUGGGGCAGCUCAAGUUCGGCGAGGAGCCGUGGGACGAGGCCGAGAGCUUCGUGCUCCGCAAGUACCCGUCCUACGAGAUCGACUGGGACGCCCUGCUCGCCAACUAGCUAGCAGCUUCCGUGAUUGUUCAUCCAGUGAUUGUAAUUUAGUAGCUUGGUCAUCCGCCAUGGCCGCGGCCGGUGCAGAUGAGGUUUUUAUGCAAUCUGCACGGCGCGGCCCGCCCCUGUGUAGCAGCAAGUACAAGUAGGCUUCUGUUGUUCUUGUUCUGUUGGUCCCCGGACCUCGCCGCCGGCGUUUUUGUGACCGGCGUCCGGCUCCGGAUGUUGCUGUAAAAUGUUAGUGGGUGCACAGCAUUAGUGUACUGGUCUGUCUGUAAAAAAAAAUGGAUCUUUAGUAGGGUGUGUAAUCAACUGCUGUCCUUGAUUAUAAUGCUACCUGAUCAUGCUAUGAUGCGACUGAAGAAUGCUAGUGCUAAUCUGGUUCAUCA
This is a messenger RNA of Panicum virgatum (switchgrass), 1740 nucleotides long. RefSeq names its product ethylene-responsive transcription factor RAP2-13-like. Gene Ontology annotation, molecular function: DNA-binding transcription factor activity; DNA binding. The transcript has a single exon. NCBI's taxonomy places the organism in Eukaryota, Viridiplantae, Streptophyta, Magnoliopsida, Poales, Poaceae. Gene Ontology annotation, biological process: regulation of DNA-templated transcription. The record is from RefSeq and is a predicted model, not a curated record. The coding region runs from base 500 to 1360 and encodes 286 amino acids.